This is a messenger RNA of Brassica napus (rape), 1626 nucleotides long. RefSeq names its product transcription factor RAX2. Bases 588 to 1460 code for a protein of 290 amino acids. The record is from RefSeq and is a predicted model, not a curated record. Lineage: Eukaryota; Viridiplantae; Streptophyta; Magnoliopsida; Brassicales; Brassicaceae. The transcript has 3 exons.
AAGCAAAGCUGAAAAUCAUGUUGUUUCUGGUUGGUUUGGUUCGGUUUAAUUCAAUGCUGGCCAAUUUUAAAAGGUUGAUUGGUAUCUUCCAAAGACAAACACGUACAUUCAAUCGAAAUGGGGACGUCAAAGGAAACUUUAAACCAUUGUCCAAUUUGUUUUCUUCUACGAACCAUUUUUCCAACUUCUUAAAAUAAAUACAGAAUUAUUAAUUUCGUUUUCAAUAAUCGUUCUUUAUUUCUCCACUUUCACAACUUAGACCAGCUGUUAUUGUUUUGCUUUGGUGAUCAAAAUGCAUGCAUAUAAGUACAUUGUUUAUUUCUCUGCCUAUGUAUAUAUUAUAGUAAUGAAGGUACUCCACAUGGGAAGAGGAGGAAAAGGCAUAAUGGGAAGAAAAUAGAAAUUAGGUUUUUCAUUGACUUGGGCGUUUCCAAUACUUUUAGCAAUAAAUAUAUGUCUCACUCUUUGAUAAUUAUAGAACCAGAAAACACUUUUCUUUCUCUUCUUCCCUCUUCAAAAUACAAAACAAAGAUCCCUCAAGAAUAACACAUAGAUUAGCUAAGGACCAGUUGAGAGAUCAGGGAGAGAUGGGGAGGGCUCCAUGUUGUGACAAAGCAAAUGUGAAGAGAGGUCCAUGGUCUCCUGAUGAAGAUGCAACGCUUAAAGAUUACAUAGAGAAACAAGGCACUGGUGGCAAUUGGAUUGCUCUCCCUCAGAAAGCAGGUUUAAGGAGAUGUGGGAAGAGUUGCAGACUGAGAUGGUUGAACUAUUUGAGACCCAACUUAAGACAUGGAGAUUUCACUGAGGAAGAAGACAAGAUCAUCUGCAGCCUCUUUGCCUCCAUUGGAAGCAGGUGGUCAGUGAUAGCAGCUCACUUGCAUGGUAGAACUGAUAAUGACAUCAAGAACUAUUGGAACACUAAGCUCAAGAAGAAGAUCAUUGCCACUAUGGCUCUUCCACCACCUCAUCACCUCCUAGCCAUUGCUUCAUCAUCAUCAUCACCAUCAUCUUCGUCACAAUACAACAUGAUCAAUAGUUUUCCUUAUUAUAACCCUUCAGCAUGUACAAACGAGCUGAUCACACCUAAUCAGGGGAUGAUGACAAUGAUGGACCAACAACAACACCUAUUAUAUCAAGAAGACAUGGGCAAUUUGGGGAACUCUCCAAGUAGCAACAAACUCAUAAUGAGCCAUCAAGAAGACAGCCCGAAGCAAAGUGCAAGCAAGGGAAUAAUGUUGUUGAGUGAUGUAAGAAGUGGGUCAUCAAGUACAACAAGUACAGUAGCAAGAGUAAAGAGUAAACAUCAUGAUUAUCAUCAUGAAGAGGAGGUCAGAUCAAUGGAAGAUUAUGGAAUGGAUGAGAUCAAGCAAUUGAUAAGUAGUAAUUGUACGAGUAGUAGUAGCAAUAGCUUGUGGUUUGAUGAAAACAAGACAGAGGAUAAGUUCAUGAUGUACUAUUGAUAUCUCUCACCAACUUUGUUUCAGUCUUCUUAUCCUCUCUUUUUUCUCCACUACAAAAUAGUUAUUACCAACUUACUUUUUAAGAGGAGUUUAAACAUUUUAUUCAUUAUCUCAAUGUAACAUAUUUUCUGUUGAUCACAUCAAUUUCUAAAUGUUUCAUGUUAAA